CACUGCAACGGCUGUGCGCUGCUGCGGCACGGUAGAGUACGACUAGGAUCGGACAAUAAGAACGCUCGAGGCGCCAAUGGGGUCGUCCCCUACCUCCUCUCCCUCUCCCUCUCCCUCUCUCUCCUCGGAAGCGUCGCGGAGCUUCGGGAGGCGGAGACCACGCCCUCCUCCUCCUCCUCGUCCUCCGCUUCGGCUCCUUCACUCUCUUCGCGGCCGCGGCGAGUGAUCGAGGGCCGCGGCGGUGGCGGUGGCGGUGGCGGUGGCGGUGGUGGUGGAGGUGAUCGGAGGCGUACUCCGCCGCGGGGGAUGGCGACGGGGCCGCGAGGGGCGGCGGUGGAGCCGCCUAGCCCUAAGUCGCCGCCCAAGUACCCGGACUUCUGCGGACGGAGGAGGCUGCAGCUGGAGGUGCAGAUCCUGAAUCGGGAGAUCGGAUUCCUCGAGGACGAGUUACAGUCGCUUGACGGAAUUCAGCCUGUUUCCAAAUGUUGCAAAGAGGUCAAUGAGUUUGUGGGAACGAAACCAGAUCCACUUAUACCAAUAAAUAAGAAGAGACGCAGAUCUUGUCGUCUAUUGAGAUGGAUUGGAUCAAAACUCUGCUUCAACCUCUCAUGGUUCUGCUGUUGCCCUAGUCUGUGCUUGUUUAAGGUCGAACUACCGAGCUGCAGCUGUCCACGCCCGAAGAACUGCUGCACCCACUGCGAAUGUAGAUGCCCUAAUUACAGCUGCUGCACGCUCUCCUGCUGUCAACCGAGUUGCAGUUGCCCAAAGAUCCCUUCUUGCAAACCUUGUUGCAAACCCCAUUGCGGUUGGCCGCCGAUCCCUUCUUGCAAACCCCACUGCACUUGCCCUGAGAUCUCCUGCUGCAAACCGAGUUGCAGCCCUAAUUGCAGUACGUGCUGCGAGCCAUGCCACAGUUGCGCAGAGUGUUCCUGCUGUAUGCACAGUUGCACGGAGUGUUCGUGCUGUCAGUGUACUAAGUGCUGUAGUUGGAGGUUUCCCUGUUUCAGGCCUUGGUCUCGUUGUUGCUCAGAUAUCAGUUGUUGCCCCAAGAGUACAUGCUGCAGAUCCUGUUGCCCUAUUCCGACCCCCUCGUGUCCCGAGAUCUCUUGUGCUUGUGUUUGGUCGUGCCCGAGAUGUACAGAGGAUUGCCUUUGCGCGAGAUGCGGUAAACCAUGCUGUGUAAGUGGAUGUUUAUGCUAGAUUAGGGACUAGAUUGCGACUUUGUUCUCCUUAUUUUGGUCUCCAUGCUGUUGAUUAGUAGAAAAUUAAGACAUAGUAUCCAGUGUAUAAAAUUUUUGUUGACUAUGCAGUCUGAUUUGUUUUGGUUUAUUAUAUUAAUUUGUUGUUGGAUACAGCAGAAAAUUUAUAUUCAUGUUACACAGCAAUAGCUGUCUCAGUA
This is a messenger RNA of Ananas comosus (pineapple), 1399 nucleotides long. RefSeq names its product keratin-associated protein 5-5-like. The coding region runs from base 307 to 1200 and encodes 297 amino acids. The transcript has 7 exons. The record is from RefSeq and is a predicted model, not a curated record. NCBI's taxonomy places the organism in Eukaryota, Viridiplantae, Streptophyta, Magnoliopsida, Poales, Bromeliaceae.